AUGUGGUACAACUGCACCUUCCCUCAAAACAAUACACUCAACACCAACUGCUGCCCUUCCGGCAACGCCUCCGCCGCUGGGGAGAACAGCCUGUGUCUACUCGAUCUCGGAGGAGCAACCGCAUUCACGGACUGCCUCUACAAGACAGGCAAUGUGACGGCCCCCAAAUGCUAUUUACAGGACUGGUCGAACACAAAGCCUGACGAGUCCGCUGCAUACCCGCAAGUCGCAAAGGGAGUGAGCUGGUUCGCAAUGGCUUUCCUCGGCUUCCUUCUGCUCAGUGGAGUGACAGCUCUCCAGCCUCCGGCCGAAAACCCAGUGUGUACCAAGUUCGAGCCCGAUGCGCGAGACACGUGGAACCUCGACGCCGUUACGCCGCAGCUUUCAAUCUCCAACGCCGUGAUGUGCGGCUCUCCGGGCCACUGCAAGGUCCGAACGGGAGACCCGCAGCGGUACUACUUCGAGGUACAGUGGGCCGCGGGUGGGCCCGACGGACCUGUGCCCGUUACAGGCGACUACAAAUCGCUUGACCUGCCGAAGGAUCGCAAGUUCGCCGAGAAGGUAUGGCCUCCAGCUGUGCCCGACGAGUUCACUUUCGCACCCCAGCACUCGGGAUUCAUGGCGAUUAGAAUGAACGCAGCAAUCAUCCCUGGGACCUACAAAGCCUGCCAGAACGGCACCGAGUACAGAGGCAACGUCACAGUUCCUGAGGCCAGUGGACUGUAUUACUACGCCACUGUCAGAUCUCCGCAGGAUCCCCAUGGCCCGUCACCCGAUACGGAAUCACCGCCAACAUGGCAGGAUUCGCACUCGUAG
This is a messenger RNA of Trichosporon asahii var. asahii CBS 2479, 816 nucleotides long. RefSeq lists its product as uncharacterized. The record is from RefSeq and is a predicted model, not a curated record. The coding region runs from base 1 to 816 and encodes 271 amino acids. NCBI's taxonomy places the organism in Eukaryota, Fungi, Basidiomycota, Tremellomycetes, Trichosporonales, Trichosporonaceae. The transcript has a single exon.